UUGUUGGCUAGACGCGCCAAUACAAAUUAAAAGAUCGCGAGGGAUUUCAAAGUAUGACCAGCGAAGGGAUUCCUUUUGUAGUAGGAAAGGUUACUCCACCUUCUGCCGAAGAUUUCAUUUUGUUAAAACCCAUUAGUAAAGGAGCAUUUGGUAAAGUGUUUCUGGGUGCAAAGGCCAACAAUUUAGACCUCGUUUAUGCUAUUAAAAUAGUGUCCAAAGAAGAAAUGAGAAAGAAAAACCUUGCAGAAAAACUUACAUGCGAGCGAAAUGCUCUUGCAAUCAGCAAAUGUCCUUAUAUUGUCCACCUAUACUAUUGUUUACAGACGGCCAGCUAUGUUCACCUGGUCAUGGAGUAUCUCAUUGGUGGUGAUUUAAAGUCGCUGUUAUUAGUUAUGGGUUGUUUGAAGGAGCACCACGCUGCUAUCUACACUGUUGAAAUUGCGAUAGCCUUGGAGUAUCUCCAUAAGCAUGGGAUUAUUCACCGUGACCUUAAACCAGAUAACAUACUAAUUGAUUCCAAAGGGCAUUUGAAAUUAACAGACUUUGGUUUGUCUACACUAUUGUGGAAACGUCCCUUACAGCCUAGUGAUGUUUUGAAUACACCUUCUGUGGCCCCAUUACCUGCUCACUACUAUCGAACACCCGGUCAACUUAUUUCCCUAACAACUGAACUGGCUUUUACUAGUACACCUAGGAUGAAUAAAACUCAAGAGUUUCAAGAAAGAUAUCCAUCAACCAUACAAUAUGACAAAACGAAACCUUGUUUACCCUGUACAAAGUGCUCAUCUCCGGAUAUCAACAGAUCAAGUGUACUUCAUAAAUCUCCUUCAGAACUUCCUUUGAAGUCAAUUACUAUUUCAGCUAGGCAAACAACAAAUGCAUCAAAUCAACAACAUAUUGGUACUCCUUUAAGAAGAUGUAAAAGUUCCUGUGUCCUAGAAACCAGUGAUAAUACUUAUAGUGAACCUUACAAACCUAUUCAUCGACGUGUAGUUCAUUGGUCGCCAAUUUCAGGAUCACCAGUUAUUGAAAACACUUGUCGAAGUUUGCAUGCAUCAGAAAGUCAUUUAAAUGAGUUGCGGUUAUCUACCUGUAGUUUGGCUAGUUCAGUCAAUCUUGUUUAUCAGUCAUUUGACAAUCAAAUUUCAUCUGUAAAGGCGACACCUAAUACACCUAUCUUGUUAUCUACUACUAGUAAGACAAGUCACAACAACGUGUCAAAAAUGCUUAGAAAUUCUGAAUCCAUCAAUCAUAGAUUGGAAUGUUUCAAUUCUAAUGCUAUGAUACAAAAAAAUCAUUCAUUGGUGAAUGAAUCAAAUGAAACACUUCCAGGUUCACGCCUUGUUUCUUUAAAUCAAGACAUGAAACAAAUAGCGGUGAAUUCAAAUUCAUGCAAAAUCUCAUCAACAUCCUCGUAUCGGUAUAAUGACGAAAAUGAACCAAAGGCGUUUGAGGAUUCAUGCUACCCUGUAAAAGGUGAUCGUAUUCCUGAGCCUACUUCUCCUGUGUCUAAACUGAGUAAUUUUCUAGAACAGAGAUCAUCACCAUUUGAAAAACUCAGACUCUGUCAAUUGCCUCACUCACCAAUACCUCAUUGUUAUCGAGGCCAUAAUAAUCCUUAUUGUUUAACUGACGUAAAGAGCAAAACGUCUUUGUCUAUGCGUGAAUGCAUGUCUUCUCCAAUUCCGUUAAAAACAUCUUUAAACUUUCCAAGUCACCCUCUGCUUCAAUCAUUAAAACUCAGAUGAUUCCAUCAACUGGAAAUCUUCAACUAUCUAUACCAGAUAAUGUACCAUUAAAAUCUACCGCAUCAUUUAUGACUCCUCCUUAUCAAAUAUUGCCUUACAUCCCCACCACCAGUACCACCACGACCUCCACCACCAAUUCAUUGUGUCCUACAACUUUAUCUCCUCUCAAUCAACAUAAAUCGAUAAAAGAUAAUUUGAAUUAUUCCUCAGAUAAUCAUCAUUCUCCCGCAAUUGGUUCACUGCAUAUAUCUACAACAGAAUCACCAAAGUCUACCUCAUUUCCACAUAGUUUAUCUAAUCGUCUGUUAGGUACACCAGAGUAUUUAGCUCCAGAGUUAUUAAUUCAUCUAUACGCGAAAGAUGUAUGCAAUAGUCCAGCAGGUGAUUGGUGGGCGCUAGGUGUUAUAUUAUUUGAAAUGUUAACCAGUAUAACACCAUUUGCAGAUGAUAUUGUAGAGAAAGUAUUUCAUAAUAUACUCAAUUUAAAGAUACAAUGGCCUGUUGUUAACUCAGAUGCCUCGGAUAACUCAAAUAGUAAAUCCUCAUCGCAAGAAAAUCCUGUCCUUUCACAAUCAGCUGUCAAGUUGAUUACCGGUUUAUUAUCUUAUGAUCCUGUUGAUAGACUUGAAGUUGCCAGUCAAUUGAAAACAUAUGAUUUAAUAAUACCAGUUGGUGAUUGGAAUAAUUUGCAUAAUAUUGAAAUGCCUUUCAUACCUCAUCCGGAUAAUUCAAUGGAUACAUUUUAUUUCAAUAUCCGUAAUCAAUACAAUGCAUAUACUGAAGAGGAUUUACGUGUACCUGUAACCUGAUAUCUGUAAUAAACUGAUGAAUAUUAAUUAAUUUUAUUGUAUACCUUAUUAUUAUUAUUAUAUAUUUUAUAUCCUACACUAAGUGACAUUUAUUUAUUUAUUAUUCGAGUGCUCUUUUCCUGUUCCCCUCUUCUUUUUACUUCCUAAUGAAUGUAUUUGUUACCAGUGGCAUUAUAUA
Molecule: messenger RNA, 2735 nt
Organism: Trichobilharzia regenti
Lineage: Eukaryota; Metazoa; Platyhelminthes; Trematoda; Strigeidida; Schistosomatidae
Source: the annotation of a GenBank genome assembly